Diatraea saccharalis (sugarcane borer) is the source of this 1083-nucleotide messenger RNA. The record is from the annotation of a GenBank genome assembly. Lineage: Eukaryota; Metazoa; Arthropoda; Insecta; Lepidoptera; Crambidae.
CUGACUCUCGCGCCAAUUUUUCCCGCUACUUGUCAUUGUCAAAAUAUCAAGUCUAAAUUGUGGUUGCCGAUUAUCGGUGCUUCGUUUGUUCGUUCGUUUCGAUCGUCGUGUAAAAAGCUGUAAUAUUUUUGGAAAAUCAAAAUGUUUGAAGCACGUCUUCUCCGUAGCUCCAUCCUUAAAAAGGUGUUAGAAGCGAUAAAAGAUCUUCUAACUCAAGCUACAUUUGAUUGUGACGAUAGUGGAAUUCAAUUACAGGCUAUGGAUAACUCUCAUGUGUCACUUGUUUCCCUUACAUUGCGUGCUGAUGGUUUUGAUAAGUAUAGAUGUGACAGGAAUAUUUCAAUGGGGAUGAAUUUAGCAAGUAUGUCCAAAAUUUUGAAAUGUGCUGGUGAUAAAGACACAGUGACCAUGAAAGCUCAAGAUAAUGCUGACACUGUCACAUUUGUAUUUGAAAGCCCAAACCAAGAAAAAGUAUCUGAUUAUGAGAUGAAGCUCAUGAAUUUGGACCUUGAGCAUUUAGGCAUUCCAGAGACUGAGUACAGUUGUACAAUACGUCUUCCCAGUGCUGAGUUUGCAAGAAUUUGCCGUGACCUUUCACAGUUCGGAGAGUCUAUGGUCAUCUCAUGCACUAAAGAAGGUGUAAAAUUCUCAGCAAGUGGUGAUAUCGGAUCAGCCAAUAUCAAACUAGCACAGACUGCAUCUGUUGAUAAGGAGGAGGAAGCUGUUGUUAUAGAAAUGGAUGAACCAGUGACCCUUACGUUCGCCUGCCAGUAUCUCAAUUACUUCACAAAAGCUACCUCAUUAAGUCCACAGGUGCAAUUGUCGAUGUCAGCUGAUGUGCCUCUAGUAGUCGAGUACCGCAUCCAAGAUAUUGGCCACAUUCGCUACUACUUGGCUCCCAAAAUUGAAGAGGAAGAUAGUUGAACAUGAAGCCCGCGUUUAUUAUCAAGUUUGGUUUAUAAUAUGUAAUUUUUGCACCUCCUACAUACACUGUGUGUAUUAUGAAAAAGUGGAUAUAAGAAUUAUGUAAACAAUCUUAAUAAAAAAAAAAUAUAUGCAAGUUUUCUAAAUAAUUUCAACAUU